Messenger RNA from Capsella rubella, 2578 nucleotides. Its product is annotated as transcription factor BIM1. Gene Ontology annotation, molecular function: DNA-binding transcription factor activity; protein dimerization activity. Gene Ontology annotation, biological process: DNA-templated transcription. Lineage: Eukaryota; Viridiplantae; Streptophyta; Magnoliopsida; Brassicales; Brassicaceae. The transcript has 12 exons. The coding region runs from base 549 to 2177 and encodes 542 amino acids. The record is from RefSeq and is a predicted model, not a curated record.
GAGACGAAGCUAGAGGGAGAGAGAGAGAGAGAGAGAGAGAGAGAGAGAGAGAGAGAGAGAGAGUGAGAUAAGCUCUCUGGCUGAUCUUAUUUUUUCCCCCGAUCAGAUCGAAGAGUUUUAUCUCGGAAUUCAAACUUUUUUUGUCUGGUUUCCUCUGCCUAAAGAGAUCCAAGCUUCACACAAUUGUGUGUGGUUGAUUAAGAUCUAUCGAAUCCACCGAUUUGGUGUUCUCCGGCGAUUCUUCCGGUUGAAUUCUCGAGGAAAAGUUGCAGAGGAGGCCGAUUUUGGUUAAAUCGACCAAAAUUCGACUAGUUUUUAUCGGCAAAAAGCAUAAUUCAGCAGCUUCUGAGCUCAAUUCCGCUUCUUUGACCUUCGGAAAAGACAACAUCUGUUGAAUUUGCUGCUAUAACUCGCAGAUCUGAGUUGCUAGCUACAUAAUUCCCUCGAAUUUCAGACCGAUUUUUGCCAAGAAUUGUCAAAUUCCCGCGCUCAGAUUAUAAUAUUUUUGAAAAAAAUAAAAUUCAGAGAAUUGUGGAAGCUUGCUGUUCAUGGAGCUUCCUCAACCUCGUCCCUUCAAAACCGAAGGGAGAAAACCAACACAUGAUUUUUUAUCGCUCUGCAGUCAUUCAACCGUCCAUCCAGAUCCAACAAAGCUAACACCACCUUCUUCUCAAGGUAGUCACUUGAAAACCCAUGAUUUUCUUCAACCUUUGGAAUGUGUUGGUGCUAAAGAAGAGAUAACUAGGAUUAACACUACCACUACAGCGUCCGAGAAGCCACCGCCCCCUGCACCCCCACCACCGCUGCAGCACGUUCUUCCCGGUGGUAUAGGGACUUACACAAUAAGCCCCAUUCCUUACUUCCAUCAUCAUCAUCAGAGGGUUCCUAAGCCGGAGUUGUCACCGCCAAUGAUGUUCACUACUGCUGCGCAAGCAACUGGUGGUAAUGAGAGAAUUGCUGUGGACGACAAUUCAAACUCUAAUUGCAGCUCGUAUGCUGCUGCGGCAAGCGGAUUCACUCUCUGGGAUGAAUCUGCUUCUGGGAUGAAGGGACAGACAAGGAAGGAGAAUAAUGUUGGGGAGAGAGCAAACAUGAGAGCUGAUGUUGCAACAACUGUGGGACAAUGGCCAGUGGUGGAACGACGGUCCCAAUCGUUGACAAAUAACCAUAUGAGCGGUUUCAGUUCUCGCUCUUCCUCUCAAGGGUCUGGACUUAAGAGCCAGAGCUUCAUGGACAUGAUAAGGUCAGCAAAAGGAAGUUCCCAGGACGAUGAUUUAGAUGAUGAAGAAGAUUUUAUCAUGAAGAAAGAAAGCUCCUCGACUAGCCAGAGCCAUCGAGUGGAUUUGAGGGUAAAAGCAGAUGUGAGAGGCUCUGGUAACGAUCAAAAGCUGAACACGCCAAGGUCUAAACAUUCUGCUACAGAGCAACGAAGAAGGAGCAAGAUCAAUGAUAGGUUUCAAAUGUUGAGACAGCUUAUACCUAAUAGUGACCAAAAGCGGGACAAGGCCUCCUUCUUACUAGAGGUUAUCGAGUAUAUACAAUUCUUACAGGAGAAAGCAGACAAGUAUGAAACAUCUUACCAAGGAUGGAAUCACGAACCUGCAAAGCUAUUGAAUUGGCAGAGAAACAAUCAACAGCUAGUACCAGAAGGAACCGUUGCUUUUGCUCCAAAAUUGGAAGAAGAGAAGAAUAACGUUCCGGUUCCAGUACUUGCAACAGCACAAGGCGUUGCAAUCGAUCAUCUAAUAACUGCAACGACCUCUCCAUUUCCAUUGUCGAUUCAAAACAACAGUUUUUUCUCUCCUGUGAUUGCGGGUAAUCCUGUACCUCAGUUCCACACAAGAGUCGCAUCAUCAGAGGCCGUAGAGCCAAACCCGAGUUCUCGGAGUCAAACUCAGCCAUUGAAAGAAGAAGAAGAAGUAGAAGAUGAGGAAAUUCUUGAGGGUAACAUCAGUAUAUCAAGUGUUUACUCACAAGGAUUAGUGAAAACACUAAGAGAAGCAUUGGAGAAUUCAGGGGUGGACUUAACGAAAGCAAGCAUCUCUGUUGAAAUCGAGCUUGCUAAACAAUCAUCGUCUUCCUUCAAGGAUCAUGAAGUCCGUGGACCGGUAUCUCGAACCAGAAACGAGGAUGUCAAGCAAACUCGGAAACCAAAACGGCUCAAGACGGGACAAUAGAAGUUUAUAAAAACAGAAACCAAACACACAAUCUGGUAAAAACACCAAAGUUGAUUCCUCUGUUCUUUUAUCUCAAAAAGGGAUUAUAAUUUAUUAUUCUUAGUUAUAUCUUCUUGAUUUUUUUUUUCCUUUUGUACAUUCGAAAGUCAUGUUUUUAUCUCGUGGGUCCAUAAUCUCUUGAGACCUAAGAAGACUAGUGCGACCCGGUUGUGCUAACCGCAUUUUAGAACAUAAUCUCAAAUAUUCUUUGGGGUUUUGUCUUUUUUUUUUCUUUCUUUCUUUCGAGGAACAUAUUGUUAAAGGGAAGGCUUCCAAUGUUUUGGAGAAGCUUCUUAUCUUAUGCUAAAUCAUUUGUUACCCUUUCUCUCUCUCUCUAUAUAUAUAUAUAUCAUCUUCUCACA